Botrytis deweyae is the source of this 579-nucleotide messenger RNA. RefSeq lists its product as uncharacterized. Bases 1 to 579 code for a protein of 192 amino acids. The transcript has a single exon. The record is from RefSeq and is a predicted model, not a curated record. NCBI's taxonomy places the organism in Eukaryota, Fungi, Ascomycota, Leotiomycetes, Helotiales, Sclerotiniaceae.
AUGGGCUGUGGACCAUCCAAACCAUCCGUCCCUCCAAACGAAAAACAUCAACGCCGAUCCACCAGAGGUGCAUACGCACCUCGCGCGAGUGAUGGAAACGGUCUCCACGCAUCACGACCCAUUGGCAUCUCAUCAUCUCACCGCGCCGUAUCCACCCGCGUCAUGAAUGGAUAUGCGAGCUACCGCCACGCACAAAAAAAGAGUCACAACACCCUCGCCGAAGUGUCGACUGCGCGAAACCCUCAAGAAGAACAAGAUAGAGUGAAGGAAUCGAGAUUGAGCUGGACGAUUCCGGAAAGAAGAUCUUCGCUAGGGGUUAUUAGGCCGGGUGCACAAACCAAUGGAGGCGGCACUAUCGAUGCCGGUAAGCUUGGAACCGGCACACUUGAAGCUAGCAAAGUCGGAGCAUAUACGGGAAGACGUCGAAUCGGUCAAUCGGUCAGUAAUCCGGGUCUGAGCGCUGUACCACCGUCGAUGCGAAGACAAGAUGAAGAUGAUUUUGGUUCUCGACCUGUCUCGCCUGUUAGUUCGGUCGGUACGACGAAGUGGGAUCGUCCUGGAUUCGUUGUUAGGGGCUGA